Brassica napus (rape) is the source of this 1503-nucleotide messenger RNA. Its product is annotated as probable transcription factor At1g66420. The record is from RefSeq and is a predicted model, not a curated record. Lineage: Eukaryota; Viridiplantae; Streptophyta; Magnoliopsida; Brassicales; Brassicaceae. Gene Ontology annotation, biological process: regulation of DNA-templated transcription. The transcript has a single exon. The coding region runs from base 397 to 1347 and encodes 316 amino acids. Gene Ontology annotation, cellular component: nucleus.
ACCAUGUUUGUUUUGAGAUCGGAUAUGUAGCAUGUAUUAUAAUAUACAUCGUGUAGUUGUGGUCGUAUUUCCAUACUCUACAUGGUUUACACCAGAAACUUUUUUUUCUAAUUAAAAUUAUUUACUAUAGAAACUAAAAUACAUUUCAUAUUUCAAUUAAUUUGUCUUUUUUUUUUAAUCACCAAAUUUAAUUUGUCUUAGAUCUUCCUCAUUUUUGAUAAAUACGUAAUUGCUUUUAAUAAGUUUAACUUAAUUGGAGAUUAAGCAAACCGAAGAGUCUUCCUGAAUUAAGUCGGAAUUUUUCUUAAAUUUGCUAAGAGUGAGUUCUUGACUUCUUGUACUGAAAGCUCUAAAGCUUCGGCACUAAUUAGAAUCCAAAAGCCAAAUCACAGUACAAUGGCAAAUAAUCUCAAUCACCACCCAUUCGAAGAUCCACCAUCAUCCCCAUAUUCAAGCGCCGGCGAGGAAGAAAUAGAGUCUGAAGAAGAAGACCAGCAGCAUCUGCAUACCAUAUUUUCUUCAGAAGAAGACGAACCCGAAGAUCCUCCACCGAGAUCUGGUUCCAAGAAGGACGUCUGUGGUUCCAGCGAGUCUCAGCUGACAGGGAAGAAGCGUCUCUCAACCAACGCGAGUUCGAAUGUAGCCAAGAAAAUUUGUACCCAAGGUGGGAAGAUGGGAACUAAUACACCAUCUUUUGCGAGAGUGUUUAGUGAGAAAGAUGAGAUUGUUUUGUUACAAGGUGUAAUUGAUUCCCAAGUGAAGAAUCCAUUGAAAUAUAAGCGCAGUUUCUACCAAUCAAUGAAGGGUUCUUUUAGCUUCGAUGUUACCUUGGUUCAGUUCAAGGACAAAAUCCGUAAUCUGAAAAGAAAAUAUAAAGCCAAAGAGAAGAGCGGUGAACAAGCAGCUUCUGCUUCGAAUCCGCAUCAACAAAAGUGCUUUCAGUUAUCAAAGGCUAUUUGGGGAGCUGAUGGGAUAGCUGUUGAAUCAAAGGAGAGUGAGAGGGGAUUGACAAAGAAGCCUGACUUGGUCACUCCACGUAAGGGUAAGAAUAAUGCUCAAGAAGGUAGUAAAAGAGAAGAUAUGGACAAGUCACCACUUGUUGAGAAAGAAUCUACUGAUUGGGAUGAAAGUUCUUUCUUUCUUGGUUUGGAUUUUCUCAAAGAGAAAUGGACCAAGGUGCCUUCUGAGACUAAGAAGGGAACCCAAGAGAAGAUGAAGAAGUUGCAUGCCAAUGAACUUGAAUGUCAAAAAUAUGAAGAGAUGCUGAAGACUAUGAAAGAUAAAUGUGCACAUGACAAGAUAGAGCUGUUGAAUGAGGUUACCUCUUUGAUUAUGGCAGCUGAUUAGAUCCAUGUAUAGUUAGUUAUUGGGUUCUCUUUUUUUAGUUGCAACGGCUCAAUGAUAGCAAUAUCAUCGUCUAUAUAUGUUUAUGGAUUUUAUUUAAAUUCAAUGCUUUUAAGUGUUGUAUUAAAAAAACCUAAGAUUUUAUCUUUCUUUUGUGCU